AUGUUUAUGGCAAGAUCUGAAUACGACCGAGGAAUCAAUACCUUCUCCCCGGAAGGUCGCCUCUUCCAAGUCGAAUACUCUCUUGAGGCCAUCAAGCUCGGUUCCACGGCCAUCGGUGUCGCCACCUCGGAGGGCGUCGUUCUCGGCGUCGAGAAGCGCGUCACUUCGACCCUGCUCGAAACCUCGUCCGUCGAGAAGAUUGUCGAGAUCGACCGCCACAUCGGCUGCGCCAUGUCCGGCCUCCAGGCCGACGCCCGCUCCAUGGUCGAGCACGCCCGAGUCGAGUCCCAAUCCCACUCCUUCAACUACAACGAGCCCCUCCGCGUUGAGUCGUGCACCCAGGCCAUCUGCGACCUUGCCCUGCGCUUCGGCGAGGGUGCCGAGGGCGAGGAGACCAUCAUGUCCCGACCUUUUGGCGUCGCUCUCCUGAUCGCCGGAUACGACGAGGACGGCCCCCAGCUCUUCCACGCCGAGCCAAGUGGCACCUUUUACCGGUACGACGCCAAGGCCAUUGGUUCCGGUUCGGAGGGCGCGCAGGCCGAGCUGCAGAACGAGUACCACAAGUCACUGUCAAUCACGGACGCCGAGACGCUGGUGCUCAAGACGCUGAAGCAGGUGAUGGAGGAGAAGCUCGACUCGAAAAACGUCCAGCUGGCGAGCGUAACGAAGGAAAAGGGCUUCAGAAUAUACACGGACGAAGAGAUGGCCGCCGUGGUGGAGAGGCUCCCUGCGAACUAG
Molecule: messenger RNA, 738 nt
Organism: Colletotrichum graminicola M1.001
Lineage: Eukaryota; Fungi; Ascomycota; Sordariomycetes; Glomerellales; Glomerellaceae
Product: proteasome A-type and B-type
Exons: 3
Coding region: 1-738 (245 amino acids)
Biological process (GO): proteasome-mediated ubiquitin-dependent protein catabolic process
Cellular component (GO): proteasome core complex; proteasome core complex, alpha-subunit complex; nucleus
Source: RefSeq, a predicted model, not a curated record